Molecule: messenger RNA, 7467 nt
Organism: Thunnus maccoyii (southern bluefin tuna)
Lineage: Eukaryota; Metazoa; Chordata; Actinopteri; Scombriformes; Scombridae
Product: interferon-induced very large GTPase 1-like
Exons: 10
Coding region: 89-6106 (2005 amino acids)
Molecular function (GO): GTP binding
Source: RefSeq, a predicted model, not a curated record
GAAGUAUUUCUGACAAGACAGACAGUCAUAUCUAUACAGAGCAGGCAGAGCUAUGAGAACACAAAACAAAGCAUGAAGAACACAUAAAAUGGAGGCAGAGGACAAAGACAACACAGCAGCUGGAGGAGAGCCUGAAGUCAAGUCUGUAACUUCUGUGGCAAAUGACAAAGCCUGCACUGCAGUUGAGGGGUUAGAGGAGAGUGCAGCUGUAACCAAGUUUGGUCCAGUGAAUGAACCCAGUGAAGCUGAACACUCAGACAGCAACAAUGAAGGAACAACAAUAGAAGAGUCUGAAAUCACAUUUGAAGCACCAACUACAUCAGAUACGAAAGGUUUUGACCAUUCAGCAGAGGAGGUUGAUGAUGUUAAAGAGGUCCACAAUGAAAGCAGCAGUGACAUUAGUGAGCCGACUGCAGGGGAGAGCGAGAGUGUUGCAAGAGGAAUCAAAGAAUUGACACCUGAGCUCACACUUGUGUUAGUUGGUGACACAAAUUCCAUUGAGAUUGGAUCAAAAAACAUCUUAUUUGACCAUGACGAGCAAACAAAUGUUGAACAGUUUUCGUCCAAACUGUAUGAUUUUUGUGGUCGGUACAUAUCUGUCAUUAACAUGCUUGGUCUUCAAAACAUUGACAAAUUCCCAUUAAACAGGGGAGUCCAUGCCUUUCUCUUACUGUUAACAAACGGUCUGCAUAACAGCCAGUACAGUUCAGGAGUGCAGUGGUUAGAAAAAGCUUUUGGGAAAGAGUCACUUGCUUAUUUAAUGACAGUUGUGACUCAUAAGUCAGAUGAAAAAUGUGAAAGUGCAGUGACAGACCUGAAAGUCUAUAACAGUUUCACUGAAAAAACGUACCACACAUGUAAAAACAGUAUGAUGGAUGAAAAUGAGAUAAUAGCAUUAUUGAAAAAAAUAGAUGUCAUGGUCUCUGAAAAUGAUCCACACUGCUACAGUGGACUGGUGUGUGAUGACAAUAAAGAACAGAAAGACCUGCUGGACCACAAAUCCAACAAAGAAGAAAGGAUUGAUUCCUCUGUGUCUCAGCAAAAUCAAACAGCAGAUGAGUUGGAGAAGAAUACAUCUGAAAUCAAGCUGAAGUGUGAUCCAGCAAAUGAACCAGGUGACGUUGAACACUCAGAGACGAACGAUGAAAGCACAACAUCAGGUGGGGAGCCCGACGUCAAGCCUGUGAUAACAUUUGCGACAAAUGAGAAAGGUAUCUUACAUACGGAUGUGGAUGGAAACAAGGAUGAGAAGUCAGAAAAGAUUUUUGAAGAGAUCAACAGGAAGGAGCAAUAUCAACAAGAAAGUGAAACACUGCUCAGCAGACUUCACCUUCAAGAAAAAUAUCAUCAGAAAUUGACACCAGCAGAUUUUCUUAGAAUAAGUCGACCUGUAAAACAGCACCAUGACCUGUCUGAAAAAGAUCUAGCUAACAAUUUUCUUCAGAGGCUGAUGAUGUUAGAUUACAGAGCCAGAUAUAUUCCUGUAAAACAAGACAGUCCUGAGGUGAGCCACUUGAAGCCUGUUCCACAGAACUCAGAAACAGACAAUGACGACUUUGAUGCUCUAUUUACUGCCAAAAUAGACUCGGAUCAGACAAAACAGUCUCAUGUGCAUCCAAUGGAUGUUCAAAUGGCAGUAUUUCACUGCUCAGACAGCUCUCUUAAGCAGAACAUGAUUACAAAGCUAUCACAGUGUCAGUACGCCUUACCUUUGCUUGUUCCUGACCCAGUCACAAUGGAUGUUGAGUGUCCUCUGUGGACAUUCAGACAAAUAAGGAAAAGCUGGAAGAUAACUCAAACCAAAGAUGAUUCAAACACUGUCACCAUGAAGAGUAUGCCCAUCUGCAAAGCUGAGACACCCAUGGUGUCAUUUUUCCGUCUUGGUACGCUAUCACUGUCUAAAUCUCAGCUGAUGAACACUUUGAUCAACGACCGUCACAGCACCUUCUUCCAUAGAAACUGUCCAGGAAGCACCAAAUCUCGCCAUUUGUUGGACGGUGUGGCAGAGGUCGCAUGGUACUGCCCUGCUGGAAAACCCAAUGAUGCCUUCAGUGACUGCAUUGCCUUCUGUAAUCUUCAUGGUGAUGCUCUGAUGAUUGAAAAACAGCGAAAAAUACUGAUGGAAAAAUCUUCGGUCAAUGUUGUUCUGUUACCAACUCUGGAGAAAAGUGACCAAAGUUGGACAGUUAUCUCAGCCCUUCUCAAGUCUCCAAAACCUCUCAUUUGUCUCAUUGUUGAUAAUGAUUGUGGUGCAGCUGAGAUGAAAGAGGGAAAAUACAAAAUGGGUCUGAAAGACAGAAGCUGGUCAGAUGUUUCUGAAGAACUGAGAGGAAUCAUUGGAAAAAUCUUGUCUGGACCACAUACAUUCUUCCAGCUAGAAACCAUGGCUGAGGUCUCUGGAAUCAGAGUGGAUGAAGAUGACACAGUCUGCCAAGAAGGAAAAUGUGCUGCUAUGAAAAUAGUGAAUUUACUUGAAGAGAUGGAUGUUUCAAAGAUCAAAGAUGAAUAUCUGCCUUGUCAAGGCCAACUGUGGCAUGACUGGUGCAAAAUAAACAAAGAACAGUAUCACCUCAAAGGGAACAUUGAGAAGGAGAAAUGUAAAAAACAACAGGAACUGGAGAGAAUACGUCAAGAACAACGUGCUGCUUCAUGUAGUGAACUGAUGAAGUUGUUCACUGAAAGCCUUUCGUCUCUGCCAUCAGAGGAGAGAGAGUAUUUCCUGAAAUGGAUUCAGAUCUUACUAGAUGCACUUUCAACAGAUGAUCUGUCUUCAAUUCUCCAAAAAUAUGAUGAAAAAUGGUCUGAAGUCUUGGAUUUGAAGAAGAAACAUGACAAAUCUGAUCAGCUAAUAAGCAAGCAAACUGAGCUUGAGAAAAUAUCAGCAAAACUGCAGUCAGCUACUUUUGGCUUAGAGCACAUCUUUAGAGAAAUUGGACAGAUCUAUGAAGCCCAUAAAUCUCUGCAGGAACAAACAAAGAUGGAAGAAACUGACUGGUCUAAAUACCCUGAGCUGGCUGCAGAGCUGAUGAUAUCAGGACACCCAAUGGAGCUGAUGGAUGGUGAUGCAGGUCAUGUGCCUUUAACAUGGAUCUCUAGUCUUUUAGAUGAAGUCAUCAAGAAACUGGGAGAUCAGAGAGUUUUUGUUUUGUCAGUUUUGGGUGUACAAAGCAGUGGAAAAUCAACCAUGCUCAAUGCCAUGUUUGGAUUACAGUUUGCAGUAAGUGCUGGCAGGUGCACCAAGGGUGCCUUCAUGCAGCUGGUCAAAGUGUCAGAGGAGAUGAAGAAAGACUUUCAGUUUGACUAUGUUCUAGUGGUGGACACUGAAGGACUGCGUGCUCUUGAGUUGGCAGGUAACGCCACUCUUCACCACGACAAUGAACUGGCGACAUUUGUCGUUGGUCUGGGAAACAUGACAUUGAUCAACAUCUUUGGAGAGAAUCCAGCUGAAAUACAAGAUGUCCUGCAGAUUGUUGUUCAGGCUUUCAUGAGGAUGAAGAGAGUUAAACUUUCUCCAAGUUGUGUGUUUGUUCACCAGAAUGUUACAGAUAUUGCAGCUGCAGAGAAAAACAUGGAUGGAAAGAGACGACUGCAAGAAAAAUUGGACCAGAUGACUAAACUAGCUGCCAAAGAGGAGGUUUGUGAUGCUGAGUGCUUCAAUGAUGUCAUCGCAUUUGAUGUGCAAAAAGAUGUGAAAUACUUUGCCCAACUGUGGGAGGGAAGUCCACCAAUGGCUCCUCCAAAUCCAGGUUAUAGUGAGAGCAUCCAGGAUUUAAAGAACAUCAUCCUCUCUAAAGCUUCACAGUCUAAAGGGACAACUCUUUCACAGUUCAAAAGCAACAUAAAGGACCUGUGGAAUGCUCUUCUGAAAGAAAACUUUGUUUUCAGCUUCAAAAACACACUUGAAAUUGCAGUGUACAGAAAACUUGAGGUCCAGUAUGGGAACUGGACCUGGGCCCUGAGGAGCAACAUGUUGACUAUUGAGAACCAGCUUUAUAACAGAAUUGAAAAUGGAAAACUUGACAAAGUUGACCUUGGUUAUCUUUUUAAAGAAAUGAGUGAAACAUAUGAAGAAAUCAAAAAAGAUAUGAAAGUGUACUUUGAUGAUGACAGAGACAAAGAAAUGUUGGUUCAGUGGCGAGGCCGAUUUGAAACCAAAAUCAAAGAGUUCCAUGAUGAUCAGGUGAGAGGAGUUAAAAGAAAACUGGAUGAGGUCAUCCAGCAGAAGAAUGCCUGUAAAAAGCUAGAUGACAAGAAGACAGAGUUUGAAAAGAUGCUGCUACAAAAGAGCAAAGAACUCGCUCAUGAGUUAAAAGACAAGGCCAAAGAUGAAGAGGAACUUGAAAAACAGUUUGACUCUGUUUGGAGUGGCUGGAUUACUGAAUUAACUGGAGACACUAAACCUAUUGAGGACAUCAACCUGGAACAAGAACAAAUGUCCAUCCUGCAGGAGCUUGGUAUUGAAUGGUCUCUUAUCGAUGAUUCAAAGAGUUGUGAGAGCUACAAAGACAUAUCAAUGAUUGGGGAUUAUUUUGACUAUGUUACCCUGAACAAGCACCAAGAGCUCUGCAACAAAAGCCAACAAUCCGAAGACAGUAGGAGGGAAAACAGGAACACAAAAGGGCAAGGAAUAUUGACAACUACCUGGGUGUCUGUUAAAAAAUUAUUUGGAUUUCGGUCAAUACGACAAAAAGAAGCACUUAAACCAAGAGGAGAUUUUCCAUAUGAAGAACAAGUGCUGAUCAGAUCCCUCAUUGAAGAUGUUGAACAACAGUCCCUUCAUGCAAUUAAGAGCAAACCUGUAGCUACAAGAGGCUACAGUCCAACUUACUUGCAAGAGGUGGCCAAAAAUGUCAAAGAAAAAGUGACGGAAUUUGAAUCAAACAGGAAAUAUGCCCUAAAGAAGGAGUUUACAAUUGAUCUCUUACUGUAUGUGUUUGACAUGGCAGGGAAUUGGAUUUCAGAGUCCCACAACAAAUUCAAAAUGAACAAUGAUGCUGUAACUUUUGUGAAAAGCAAAAAAAUACAAUAUUACAACAUCUUCAAAAGCUUCUGCAAAGGAAACUCAUCUGCUGUUGUGCUUGGAGAAAUGAUCUGUGAAAAACUGAAGGUUUCCACUGUUGAAGCUGUCUGUAACAAGACCGCCAUUGACCUCGCUGGAGAGAUGAGGUGCAGUGUCCCAGCAUUCAAUGGGAACAGGUUAAACUUGGAGAAAUAUGUGUUGAAGUCACUGGCAGAGAAAGAAGACUUUGAUAGUUACAUCAACUACAUCCGACAUCCAAGGAACCGAGCAGAAAAUUUCAUAGGAAAGGAAGUAAAGAAAUACAUCUUCAGAAAACACAAAGAUAAAGCACUGAAUAUACUCAAGAAAAAUGUUGACGACAUCAAUAAACUUGUGAGUCAAGCUUUGUUCACUGCAACAGAGAAAGUCAAAGCUCAGAGAGGAGACACAGACAUGUGGCUGAAGAAAUUUUCCAGUUUGCUUAAUGAUGAGCUAACAUUCAACACCAUUUGUGCUCAAAAUUUCAGUGACAUAAACAAAUUUGACUUUCUUAAAGAAGAGAUAGAGAAAGGACUUGCAUCCAUCAUUGACGAGAUGAGCAGCGUCUCAUUGGGUAAGAUGAAAGAAUUCAGGCUGAAGCCAGAUCAAAUCCUCAUCGAUCAGCUGUGUAACUGCUGCUGGGUAACGUGUCCAUUCUGUGCAGCUGUUUGUACCAACACCCUGGAAAAUCACAGUCCUGACGAUCACAGCGUGCCUUUCCAUCGACCCUCUGCAAUCAAUGGAUUGCACUAUAGAGGCACAGUGGAGAUGUGCAUCAAUUUCUGCACAACAGAAGUUGCAAGUGAUCACAGUUUUUACCCUCAUCGUGAUUCAGAAAAGACCAUUCCCUUUAAACUGUACCGAACUGGUGGCCCAAAAUAUGCUAACUGGAGAAUUACCGCUGAUGAGUCUAAGCUGACAUAUUGGAAAUGGUUUGUAUGUCGAUUUCAAAAGCAGCUGGAAGACCACUAUAACUUAAAAUUCCAGGGCUUUGGUGAAAUUCCCAAAGAGUGGAGAAGGCACUCUAAAAAAGAAGCUAUUAAAAGUCUGGAUGAAAUGUGUGAGUGAGCCAACACAACUACAACCUUGCUGAACAUUCUGAUAAUGUUUUGUUUUAAUGAACCAAAGUACUACAAAACAGCGUUUUCAGAUUUAUGCUGACUUUAUAAUUGACAGUUGACUCUGACUGUGACAUAGAAUAUAGAUGGUGAUUUGACUUUUAAAGAAACACUUGGUUUCUUGGUUGAAGUGAAAAAAUAAGCAAAAAGAGCACAAAAGAACAAUAGUCAUAAUUCAUAUCUACAACGUUGGUUACAUCUGUAGUGAGAAUAUCUGGAAAUGACAGCAUUUUCCAAGAAAGGAAAUUUAGAAGAUGUGUUUCUGAGCAACAAUGGGUUAAAGGGAAAAUGUGAUAAGACAAAGCUUCCUAUUGCAUUAUUGUUUUAUAGGAUGCACAAACAUUGUCAGAAACAACGUACAUAUUACUGAAGUAUAAAAAUCUCACCAAGGUGUCAUGAUUGACACAACCAUUUUCAUUUAUGUAUUUCAGCUUUUUUGUUUUAUAUUUUGUUUAUUGGUUAUAUGCUGAUAUGUGCCUAAAUCCUAAAAUGGAUAUCUUGGUUUUUUGUUUAAUCAUUCUUUUUUUUUUUUUUUAAAUAUUCAUGAACUUUGUUUGUUACACUUGUUUCCAGGAGCAAAGAAAUGUGCAAAACAUUUGAGCUGAAACAUAAUGAAUUAUGAUCAUGGACAUAUUUUACCUUUGUUAUUAUGUUGAACUCAUCAGAUAGCUCUUGCAACAUCCAAAACAUUAUCAUCGCUGUAUAUUCAUUUUCAAUUUGCAUAUUUUAAUAGAUUUAGAGGGGUUGAGAGAGAAUUGAUGAAACUGUUACAUAUUACAACAAAAUACAGAAGUUUAAUCAAUAUAGAGUUGUCAGACAGGACAGGAUGGAAGCCACAUUUUUUCUUAUACACAUACGUAUCUAAAUAUUACAUCUGAAAUAAUGUCAAACAAAUAUUAUCUUCUGUUUUUUGUUUUUGUUGUAACUUUCUUUUAAGUUUAAUGUUUUAUUUUAAAGAACAUUUCAAACAUAAUAGAUGAAGGAUGCUUUAUGUUUCCAAAAUAUUUGAAGUGUUCAAUUUAAAUUGUUCUAUGUUAUGUUAAUUCAUUUUAACCAAUCUGCUAUUGUAUCCACGUAUGAAUGAGUUUUGUUGUUUUUCUGCUCUGUCUUCUGCUCUGUCCUAAAUAUGAUGACAUCCACAAUUAAUGUUGUGUUUGUGAGGAAAAUCUUUUUAAAUGACUAUUCAGUGACAACACAUGUUGAAUUUAACUCAUGAUAAAAAUAAAUGCUUCAUAUUUACUGAAAUAACAUGUUUCUUUUGAUUGGUGUUUUUCAAAUGACAAAGACUCAAUAAACACAUGUAAGUACUCA